AUGGCUUCGGUACAGCAGGAUAGAAAGCGAAGCAGAUUCAAAAGCUUGUUGCUGCCGUCUUCGCAAUCGGGGCUGUCUACUUCGAUUUCGCUUUUAGAGCAGGCCAUUUUUGUCAAUGCCUCUCUAUCGGCGCCGUCGGUGCUACGAGGAUGCAUCAAUGUAGACGUUUCGAAGAAUGUACAGGUUCGAGAUUUAUGCAUCAAGUUUACCGGUGUAAAUCGGGUUCACAAAUUUGGUCGCUUCUAUGACAAAGAACAUGUAAUAGACCAGUCGUGGCUUGUUCCCCGGCUCGAAGCUCGAAAUGCUUCGUCUCAAGUACAUAUAAUCCACCUAAACCAGACCGACCACGGAGAAUGGCCAACGCUGCUCCAACCGGGUCACUAUCUGUACGAUUUUGAACUGACUUUCAACGAACCCCUUCCUGAAACAUUCAAUGUCGGUGGAUGCAAGCUGAAGUAUCGCAUUCAAGCUAUAGCCAGUCUGCACGGGCUUCGACAGCAACUCUCGCCGAAUCAAGAAGUCAUUGUUGUGCACUGUCCGCACGACGAGAUCUACCUCCACGGCGCGAACCAGAUUAGUCUAUCGCGAAUAUGGAACAAACAGAUCAUGUACAACGUCGAGUUGGCCGACAAAGGCGCAGCAAUCGGUGGAAACAUUCCGAUUUCUAUCCGCAUUGGAUCCUCGCAGAUUAUGUAUCUUGCUCUGCAGGUUUACUUGGUUCAGAAAAUCAAAUUUCCUGGGAUUCCGGGACGGCAACCCCAAUUACGCAGAAGACUGUUACUCAAGUCGAAAUGCAAUGAUCCGUCGAUAGGCAAAUUCGGUGAAACGCUAUCGCUGAACGUGGAUGGAGAGUCAAAUUCGACCCUCAUUGCAGGCAGUGUGCCCUUGCUUAACGAAUCGAGUUCACAGUUGAGACUGCAUCCCGAUGUGAAUUCUGUAAAAAUAAAAGUGAGCCAUACGAUACUGUUCCUUAUCGACAUCACCAUACCCAACCCACAAGACAACAAAAGAUUCACCGUCUGUCGACUCACUGCCGAAGCACCAUUCCGUGUCCGGUCAUCACAGACGCACUUGUACGAUUUGUCAGUCCCUCGAUACUCCGAAACACAUAACCUGGCCAUCGACUCGGGUGAUUUCAACAGUUCCAGACUCUUGCCGCCGCCGUUUCCUUGCGAGACCCUAUCCCCGCAGUCGUCAGAAACCCCUACGAUGGAUUUCGAGGGAGUCGGAUGUUCGCGACCGGUAUCGACGUGUUCUCUGUGGAUUGAUGAAUUAACACCGCCACCUGCAUAUGAUCCCCCAGCGUACGAUUCGAUUGCGGUUGCGGCUAGUUGA
This is a messenger RNA of Talaromyces marneffei, 1335 nucleotides long. RefSeq lists its product as uncharacterized. NCBI's taxonomy places the organism in Eukaryota, Fungi, Ascomycota, Eurotiomycetes, Eurotiales, Trichocomaceae. Bases 1 to 1335 code for a protein of 444 amino acids. Gene Ontology annotation, cellular component: cytoplasm; plasma membrane; cytosol. The transcript is spliced from 3 exons. Gene Ontology annotation, molecular function: protein-macromolecule adaptor activity; ubiquitin protein ligase binding. Gene Ontology annotation, biological process: ubiquitin-dependent endocytosis. The record is from RefSeq and is a predicted model, not a curated record.